AUGGAUUUAAGAGUGGGCAAAAAAUAUCGCAUUGGUCGUAAAAUUGGAUCGGGUUCUUUUGGUGACAUAUAUCUUGGAACAAACAUUAUAUCGGGUGAAGAGGUAGCCAUCAAGUUGGAAAACACUAAAGCUAAACAUCCCCAAUUGGAAUAUGAGGCUAAAGUUUAUAAAGCAUUGAGUGGUGGAGUUGGUAUACCCUUUGUUAGAUGGUAUGGUACUGAGUGCGACUACAACGCCAUGGUUAUUGACUUGUUGGGUCCUUCAUUGGAGGAUUUAUUUAAUUAUUGUAAUCGAAAAUUCACUUACAAGACUGUUUUACUUUUGGCUGAUCAAUUAAUUUGUCGUAUUGAAUAUAUACAUGCUAGAUGUUUUAUUCAUCGUGAUAUCAAACCCGAUAACUUUUUGAUGGGUAUUGGGAGAAGAGGGUCGCAGGUAAAUGUUAUUGAUUUUGGAUUGGCUAAGAAGUAUCGUGAUCCAAGAACUCAUUUACAUAUCCCAUAUCGUGAAAAUAAGAAUUUAACUGGUACUGCAAGAUAUGCCAGUGUCAAUACGCAUUUAGGAAUUGAACAAAGUAGAAGAGAUGAUUUGGAGAGUUUGGGUUAUGUUUUGAUUUAUUUCUGUCGUGGUUCAUUACCUUGGCAAGGUUUAAAAGCAGCAACAAAGAGACAAAAAUAUGACCGUAUUAUGGAGAAGAAAAUGACUACGCCAAAUAAUAUCUUGUGCAAAGGGUUACCUAGUGAAUUUUUGGAUUAUAUGAAUUAUAUUAAAACUUUAAGAUUUGAUGAUAAGCCAGAUUAUGCUUAUUUAAGGAAGUUGUUUAGGGAUUUGUUCAAGAAGGAGAAUUAUCGAUAUGAUUAUGUUUUUGAUUGGACAUUGUAUAAAUUCCAAUUGGAGAAACAAAGAGCUCAAGGUAAAGUCGCUGAUGGAGAUAAUAACCAAGAGAAUAACGAUCAACAACAACAACAACAACAACAACAGCAACAACAGCAACCACCGCAGCAGAAUCAACAAAAUCAAACACAGCAGCAGCAAGAUGUACAAGACCUACAACAACAACAACAACUCCAGGAUUCUCAACAACAGCAAAAACAUUUUGCCGACCCCCGUUAUCAAAACCAAAAGGCAAUGUACACACCAAACCAAAAUUAUCAUGCUAAUUCGCAAAAAGUACCACCACCACAACCGCAAGCAAACACUGGCAAUCCAGCAUGGCUUUGA
Molecule: messenger RNA, 1218 nt
Organism: Lodderomyces orthopsilosis Co 90-125
Lineage: Eukaryota; Fungi; Ascomycota; Pichiomycetes; Serinales; Debaryomycetaceae
Gene: HRR25
Product: serine/threonine protein kinase
Exons: 1
Coding region: 1-1218 (405 amino acids)
Biological process (GO): peptidyl-serine phosphorylation; endocytosis; signal transduction
Cellular component (GO): nucleus; cytoplasm
Molecular function (GO): protein serine/threonine kinase activity; ATP binding
Source: RefSeq, a predicted model, not a curated record